Molecule: messenger RNA, 2704 nt
Organism: Geodia barretti
Lineage: Eukaryota; Metazoa; Porifera; Demospongiae; Tetractinellida; Geodiidae
Source: the annotation of a GenBank genome assembly
CCACAGCCAAUGACGGGCAAAUGUGGUUCGGAAAUACGCUUGAAUUGGUGCCUGAACUGAUGUGGCCCACUGUCUCGCAUCCGACAAUUCUUGAAUUUUUAGAAAAGGUGAUGGGUCCUUUCGUGCAAUUGGAUAACCUCACGCUCGCUGCGUUUGCGUCUAUGGAACAGGAAAAGGCAGAAGGCAAGGUCUCUGGCUGGCACCGUGACCGCUGGGCGCAUGUCCCCUACACCGAUGCCUAUCACCGCCCAAACGCUAUCAACGCUAUAUCUUAUUUGCAGGACUUAACGGAUGAAUACGGACCCCUCCGCGUCAUUGUCGGUUCGCAUCGAAAACCGAUUACCAUGGAAGAUUCGCAACGUGGUGUCCCGCAUCCAGACGAAACACUGGUCCACAUGAAAGCUGGUGAUGUCGUUAUCACACAUAACGGACUCAUCCACUCCGGCACACCGAAUACCUCCGGAAAUUUACGCUAUUUCUUCAGCAUCUAUUAUAACCUGACAUGGCUGAAACACACCGAUCAUCACACGGGACCCCAUACUCAAAAUUUGUUGGAAACUGCCAAAGCCACCAAUAACUAUCAGCACAUGCGGCUCCUCGGUGUGGAUGAGCAACUCCAACCCCGAUGCAACUCCGGCUUCCUCCGCUCCGACGAGGAACGCUGGGAAGAGUGGGCAACCACUGACCGAGAAGCGAUAAGGGAGGUAUAACCGAUGGCAAAUCCAAGUGUAGUGCCGUCAACACUCAACGUAGAACUGGAUUACCAGCUGCAACAAGAGGUCAACUUCUUUCUCAAUUGGGGAUACCUCAUUGUCGACAACGCCGCAACGCCAGAACAGAUUGCGUCGCUCCGAGAGGCACUUGAUGAAAGUUACGAACGCAACAACAAAAGUCAAUUCAUUGGUGAAUUGCUGGAGGAGGAUGAUCGGUUCGCAUUUCUGUUAGACAAUCCGCCUGUGCUAAAGCGGAUGGAAGCCAUAUUGGGGACCUGUGUCCAACUCCACAGCGCGACCGCGCGCAUUACUGAACCCGGAACGCCAGAUCAGCAUUGGCAUCGGGAUGGUCCCUGGCCCGUCGCACCGAACGGAACACCUUACGGGAGCCUCCCCGCACAGAUUAACUGCGGCUAUUAUCUCGACGAAGUCACCGAUGAGAACGGUCCCACGGUUAUCCAACCCGGCAGCCACAGGGCACUUUUCCGUCCACCCCCGACUCCUGUCGAAUUGCCCGAUGAAAAACGGGUACUCGUCUCCCCCGGACAAGCGGUUAUGUUCGACGGAUGGACAUGGCAUCGGGGCUCGGCUAACAAUUCUUCAGAAAGUCGACGCGUCUGCCUGAUGUGCUACCAGAACGCGUGGAUGAAGUCUCGUGAACCCUUUGACGGUACUCGGGUCACAAAACUCCGAGAAGAGGGUACAUCCCAGCAGAAGCUUUUACUCGGCGCAAUCCCAAAAUGGUAAAGUAGUAGGCACGCCGUCGUGUGCCUAUAAAACGAAGGAAUCCAGAAAUGAAUCUCGCUUAUAUUGUUAUUGAUACACUCCGCUACGACUACAUCGGUGCGAACGGAAAUGACUGGAUAGAAACACCCAACAUCGAUCGGUUUGCCUCCAAAGCCUUGGCAUACGAUUAUGCUUUCUGUGCCAGUUUUCCGACUAUUCCCUAUCGGACCGAUGUCAUUACUGGACAAUACGGCGCGCCUAUCCAUCCUUGGAAACCGCUCCGCCACGAACGCCAAACUUUACCGUGGACGCUUGCAGAAAACGGCUACGCGACGCAACUCAUUCACGAUACACCGCACCUCGUCAAUGGGGGACAUAACUUUGAUUGGCCCUUCCACGCGUGGACAUUUGUUCGCGGCGCGGAAGUAGACAGAGACUGGAUCGCUGAUACCGUAGUAUGGCCCGAUAACUGGACACGUCAACCCCUCUUUGAUUGUAUCGAUGACAAAGCCGCCGAAUCAGGCAUGCUCCGCAGUUACGCACGUGCAAACAGAAACCGCAAAAAACCUGAAGAUUGGAACUGCGCACGGCUCUUCAACACUGCCGCGCAAUUCCUCAAAGACAACGCCAAGCGAGACAAUUUUUUCCUCUGGAUAGAUUGCUUCGAUCCUCACGAACCUUGGGAUUCUCCGCUUGAGUUCAUGAAAAAAUACGAUACCCGUCCGGGUUACGAUGGACGCGUUGAUCCGCGUAGUCUUGGCGCGAGGGGUAAUGCGCAGCUCUCAGAUGAAGCGAAACAACACAUCAAAGCGCAAUACGCCGCUAAACUCACAUGGAUGGACCACUGCUUCGGGCAGUUCCUUGAUGCACUUGAAUCUACGGGGCUUGACAAGAACACCGCUGUUAUCUUAACGGGCGACCACGGCACGAACGUUGGGGAACGUGGUAGGUUUGGCAAAGGACAACCCGUUCGUCAGCAGGAGGCGCAUGUCCCACUCUUUAUUCGGCUCCCGGAUGGGGACAGAGAAGAAGGUGGGGGCAGAAGCAGCGUCAUCGUCCAACCGCAAGACUUCUACCCGACAAUUCUCAAUAUUUUGGGAGAGGCGCGUCCCGACGGCAUUGAGGGACACGACAUCUUAACCCCGGCGCGCAACGGGGAAGCUGGUACAAGGGAGCUUGCACUCUCAGGUGGCAGUAUUGAGCGGUGGGAGAACAGCACAGAGAACCCGAAUCUCAAUCUCUUCACCGUUUUUGAUCGUGAGUGG